This is a messenger RNA of Rotaria sordida, 603 nucleotides long. The record is from the annotation of a GenBank genome assembly. Lineage: Eukaryota; Metazoa; Rotifera; Eurotatoria; Philodinida; Philodinidae.
AUGGCACCGUCUUUGAAAUCUCCAUGUAUUUGUAUCACCAAUUUUCCUUAUGAUAAGCCGACUGACAAGCGAUCAUUACAAAACGCGAUCCACUAUAGUGUCAAUCGUUUUCUCAACAAAUCAUCAACAACAAAAAAAAUUUGGAGUAUUAUUUUAGAUCCCGAUUAUUCACUAUUAUCAUCAUCCGAACAACACAAACGAAUUAAUUAUACAAUUUAUGACUGCCUCGCCGUUAUCUUUCCAUACCGAGCUAUUUAUGAAGAAUGGUGGUUAAUAAAACUUCGUGGAGCAGAAUUAAUAUCUUUAUUUAUCUCAAAUGCUUCAUCUCAUUCUUCAUCAUUACCAUUAUCAACCUUUUUAGAAAAUAUUUUCGAAGAUGAAAGUGAAGAAGAUGAUGAAGUAAUUGUUUCUUUUCUUUCUAGUCAACUUGUAUCUGGUGGUGAUAUUAUAAAUCCUGUUUCAUCAAAUCAACAUUUAUCUUCUGAUGAACAAACUCAACCACGGCGGACACGUAAUUCAGCGGCUGCACGAACACGUCCCAGUCGAAAACACAAUAAGAGUCAAACACGGUCACAACAACAGGUCUUAGAAAUGUACUGUUAA